AUGCGUUUCUCUACCAUCCUGCUCGGCGCUCUGGCCGCCGUCACUGCUUCCGCUACACCCACCUCGUGCCCUCCACCCAAGCCUAACAAGGAAUUCGGCGUCGUCGCCAUCCACGCCGGCAGCGGUGUCCACAACCAGGCUUUCAAUGCUGCCUUGAGGAGCCUGUUCGCCGGCCUACCUGACCAGAACGCUCAGUGCAAACGGUCCAACGAGAAAUUCGCCACUUUUUACCUAAAAGACGGCGCGCUCUUCUUAUACACACCCAAGUCCGCUGAGAAGCAGCAGAUAUUUGUCGACCGGUCUGGCAUGGGUAUGGGUAAAAUCGGCUACCUUACUGGUGAUGAGGGAAAGCCCCGGUAUGCCGAACUCACUGGGUGGUCGAUCAACGGGGACAACCACCUUCAGUUCGCUGGAAGCGACUUGGUUGCAUGCCCAAACAGUCUCAACGGGUCGUGGAGCAUCUGGGCUUCUGGGUUCAAGACCCCGGGUCAUAACCAGAACUGCAUCGACAUUGCAUCGCGCGUGGAGUAUACGAAGGAUCCUAAUCCUUGCGUGUACUCGCGAUCUCCGUAG
Uncinocarpus reesii 1704 is the source of this 573-nucleotide messenger RNA. RefSeq lists its product as uncharacterized. The transcript has 2 exons. The record is from RefSeq and is a predicted model, not a curated record. Bases 1 to 573 code for a protein of 190 amino acids. NCBI's taxonomy places the organism in Eukaryota, Fungi, Ascomycota, Eurotiomycetes, Onygenales, Onygenaceae.